AUGACUGCCUCUCCAUACACCAUCCAAGCUAUAGAUCCAUUGGAGAAGAAACAAACUGCCCCUCUCCAUCCAGACCCUGAAGGUGCACAGCGCGAAGAUGCUCUAGCCUUCCUCGCCAAAAUCAAGAGCACAGAUGAUGCACAUCCCAUGCACUGGGUCUGGUACAAGAAGUGGUUCAUUGUCGUCGUAUACUGCCUCCAAAUAUUUGUCACCUUGACGUCAACCACCUAUGUGUCGGUUGAAUUUAUUAUCAUGGAAAAAUGGACCUCGUCGCAGCAAGUCGCGACCCUGGGGCAGUCACUACUCAUCGUGGGCACUGUGGUUGGCCCGGUUUUCCUUGGUUCGCUGUCUGACAUUGGUGGUCGGAAAUGGGUUUAUGUCGGCUCGAUAUUCCUGUAUGCGAUAUUGAAUAUUGGCACAGCGUUGGCAGACAACUUACCGAUGCUCAUAAUAUUCUGUUUCCUCAUCGGUGUUGCUGGAUCCUCGGCCCUGAGUAACGUCGCAGGUACCAUCGCAGAUCUGUUCGGGGAUGCGGAUAAUGCAGCACAACCAAUGGCUCUAUUCGUACUGAUUGCAAAUUUUGACCCAUCUCUCGGAAGUCCUAUCGGGGAGUGGAUUGCAGAAAAUGAGAGUCUUAGCUGGAGAUGGAUUUUCUAUAUCAACAUCAUCAUCGGUGGCGUCUUCUUCGUCCUCCUUUGUUUCAUGCCAGAGACCUUGCCCAGAAUUGUUAUCAGCAACCCGGUCAAGAGCCGGGGAAACGUGGAUCGGAACACCAUCGAUAUUGCCAUGGGAUCCAGCAAGAUUUCAGUGUUGGAUGAGCUCGAAUUUGUCGCAACCGUGGCGCUGCGAAUCAUGUUCGUCGAACCUAUCGUCAUCUCGUUGGGACUGUAUAACGAGUUCGCUUAUGGGCUGCUGUUCCUCUUUCUCGACGGAGUGUUUGACGUGUUUGUGGUGAAUAAUGGCCUCAGUUACAUUGGAGCCUCGCUCACGUAUCUAAAUUUCUGUGUCGGGGUCACGGCUACAUUCUUAUUUGUGCCAGUGCAGACAUAUCUUUUCAAAAGGGAUCGCCUGAAGCACGGGCAUCUGAGGCCAGAAGCUAGAUUUCUGACCUCGCUUCUGACCAACACUGCACCUGCAGGAUCGACUUCAUACUGGUCACCCAUAGUUUCUGGAGGAGUUCUCGGAUUCUGCGACCCUCUGGUGUGGCUGGCGAUGUUGAACUAUAUCACGAACUCAUAUCCAAAUGUCGCCGCUUCGGCAAUCGCGGCAUUUUUGAUCCCGAGUUUUCUUAUUGCCGCCGGGUGCGCUCACGCUGGAGUUGCUAUGUUCACCAAUAUUAACGAGAAGUGGGCAUUUGUCACACUUGGCUUCAUCUCGAUUGGGCUUGUUGUCUUGGUAUAUGUGCUAUUCAUCCUCGGUCCAAAUCUGAGAAAGUGGAGCAAACUGGCAGAUCCUUUUGAAGGAGAAUAUUUCGAGAACAAAAAUAGAGUGGAGGUGGGGGACAUGCAAUUAUAG
Molecule: messenger RNA, 1515 nt
Organism: Exophiala aquamarina CBS 119918
Lineage: Eukaryota; Fungi; Ascomycota; Eurotiomycetes; Chaetothyriales; Herpotrichiellaceae
Exons: 7
Coding region: 1-1515 (504 amino acids)
Biological process (GO): transmembrane transport
Molecular function (GO): transmembrane transporter activity
Source: RefSeq, a predicted model, not a curated record